AUGCCUAGUGACACUGUAGUUAAUCCAAGAGAGUACUGUAAUGCAAUAACAACUCAGAGUGGGAAGGUGAUUGAACCUCAAGAUAAGCCAGCCAAGAAGCAAGAUAAAGAGAAGCAGCAAUACUCGAAGUUUAUGGAGAUGUUUAAAAAGUUGCAAAUUAACAUUCCAUUCUCCAAAGCUUUGGAGAACAUGCCUUUGUAUGCAAAAUUCAUGAAUGGUCUCUUGUCAAACAGGCAUAAGCUCAGAGGGAUGGAAACGGUAGCUUUAACUGAAGAGAGUAGUGCUGUGAUCAAAAAGGGGUUGCCGUCUAAAGUCAAAGACCCAGGGAGAUUUAGUACCCCUUGUACGAUCGGGAAUGUUAAAGUAGGAAGAGCUCUAUGCGAUCUGGGAGCCAGUGUCAACUUGAUGCCUCUUUCUUUUGCACGGUCUUUAGGGAUAAUGAAGAUGAAAUCUACCUUGAUGUCUCUCCAAUUUGCUGAUAAAUCCAUCAAAAGACCGGAAGAAGUGCUAGAAGAUGUCCUUGUGAAGGUAAAUGAUUAUAUAUUUCCAGCUGAUUUUAUUGUGCUUAAUAUGGAGGAAGUUGACAACAUGCCUCUCAUCUUGGGGAGACCAUUCUUAGCAACUGCUAGGACACUGAUUGAUGUGGAAAAAGGCCAGAUGAUCUUUUGA
Gastrolobium bilobum is the source of this 669-nucleotide messenger RNA. RefSeq lists its product as uncharacterized. The record is from RefSeq and is a predicted model, not a curated record. The transcript is spliced from 2 exons. Bases 1 to 669 code for a protein of 222 amino acids. NCBI's taxonomy places the organism in Eukaryota, Viridiplantae, Streptophyta, Magnoliopsida, Fabales, Fabaceae.